AUCUGGUUUACUUGCGCUGACACUUUCUAUGCUACCUGCAGAGCGUUGCAUGCGUUAGUAGCUGAUUAUGGGAGUUGCCUCCAACAACUUGAAGAUGCAGAGAAACGGCAGCGUGUGCAGUGCAACGCGCAUUAGCUCUGAAAUGAAAUGCUUUUCGUAUAGCAAAUGAGCUUUUAUCUAGCUUGAACAGCCUCGUCGCUGUGUUGAGUCUCUAGAGUUUUGAGCAUCGAGCAUGCAUGAGUGUCAUUCAAGUCAUGGGAGACGACGACUAAGGGUUACGGAUCAUCACAGCGAGUGGGUUCGUCAGCUGGACUGCAUGUAUGCUGUCUUGAUCUCCGGGAGAGAGCUCUCAGCCGGGCCAUCUUUGUGUAGAGAUGACAAGAGCGAGCAGCGCUGUUGCAGCAGUGAUGCGGCUGAUUUGACCUCAUGAUGGAGUACCUACCGUUUCUGAAAGAUGAUGUCUUACUGGUAGUAUGUGAGCAUGCCCAAUUUUGGUAACUAAAGGACCCGCCUGAGAGCACUUCCUAUGCGGUAGAUGCUACUAUACGAGCGAGCGCCUCAGCAGCUGUUAGGAAAGCAUAGUUUUGUGUUUUGCAUUGGACGAGGCUGUCGCUGCUGGAGUUUACACACCCUUCAUCAGGUCACUUGAAUUUGGAAAUUGAGAUGGAUAUACCGGCUUGUGCUUGC
Trichoderma atroviride IMI 206040 is the source of this 687-nucleotide messenger RNA. Lineage: Eukaryota; Fungi; Ascomycota; Sordariomycetes; Hypocreales; Hypocreaceae. The record is from RefSeq and is a predicted model, not a curated record.